GCGGCGGCGGCGGCGGCCCCUGAAGCAGGGUGCCUGAGCUGAGCCCCCCGGCUGGCGCGGCGGCCGCGAGGCGGCAUGGAGCGGGCGGGCCGCGGAGGCGGCGGCGGCGGCAGGCAGCUGGCCAGGCGCUGAAUCGGGCCCGGAGCCGCAGCCGGACUCGGGGCCCCUCGGCCGUUCUGGGCGGCCGGCCGGGAGAUUUUUACUUAGAGAAGAUUUCACAGGGAAUGUCAUAAAUCAUGAAGGGUACAGAUAGGGUGAACCUGGACUUAAUCACCAAAUCCUGGAAUACUAGAACUAGGGGGCACUCCUUGAAGCUUGAAAAAGGGAGUAUAAAAUUGAGACUCCUCCUGGGUUCUGUUGUUUCUACUCUGUUCCUGUGCUCAGAAGAAUAGAGAAUGAAAUCUGUCUCCAUCUCAAAAGGAUUAGGAUGAUGAUCCCCCAAGUCUUUCCCUUUUGAUUCUGGUCAGCCUGCUGAGGUUCUGCCGAGUGUAAUAGUAUUAGAGAAUGCUUCAGCCUGACAGUUUCAAUUGAGGACCCAGUCCUAACACUAACCUGACCAGAGUCUUGUACAAUUUCCUAGCUUGGAGCUGAAUCCCAGAUUAACCCCAUUGAAGUCAACUAUAGUCAAGUCCCAGACCCCCCUGUCCCUCACGAUACUUCACAGCCAAUGAACUCCAUGAACCCAAUGAAACCUGCCCUCCCCCCCACGCCACACGGUGAUGGUUCAUUUGCGUAUGAGUCUGUUCCUUGGCAACAGAGCACCAAUCAGCCAACAGGAUCACUCUCCGUGGUAACCACCGUGUGGGGAGUCAGCAAUACAUCCCAGAGUCAGGUUUUGGGAAGCCCCAUGGGCCCUGGGGGGAACCCCUCUGGUAGUCCCAUGAUGCCUGGCAUGGCAGGUGGCAGCCCUGCUAUGAACUCUCCUCAGUUCUUGGGGCAGCAGGCUUUUCCAGAAGGUGGUGCAAACAAGAGUUAUAUGCAGCAAGGAAUGUAUGGCCGUGGCAGCUACCCUGGAGGGCCUGGUUUCCCUACCAGCUACACAGGCAGCCCAAGUGGCCCUGGGGGCCUAGGUCUCCCCUCACAUGCCACCCGACCCUCCACUGACUUCACUCAGGCAGCUGCUGCUGCUGCUGUGGCUGCUGCUGCAGCUACUGCCACUGCUACCGCUACUGCCACUGUGGCCGCUCUCCAGGAGAAGCAGAGUCAGGAGCUGAGCCAGUAUGGAGCGAUGGGGGCAGGACAACCCUUUAACAGCCAGUUUCUGCAGCAUGGGGGUCCAAGGGGGCCCAGUGUCCCAACUGGCAUGAACCCUGCCAGUAUAGGAGGGGUGAUGGGCCCCUCUGGUAUCUCCCCUAUGGGCAUGAACCCAACCCGGGCACCUGGAAUGACUCCCUUGUAUGGAGGGCAGAGACUGCCCCAGCAUGGGUACCCAGGGGCCCCCCAGACACAGCAGAUGCCCCGACAAGGAGUCAAGAGAGCCUACUCCAAUGAGGGUUAUCCUGCACAGCAGUAUAUGCAAGGUGGCCAGUAUACUCCCAGUGCUGCCCAAUAUGCACCAAAUACUGCACAGCCAUCAACACCCUCCCCCUCAUACCCUGGCCAGAGGAUGCCUAUCCAGCAAGCAAUGGGCCAAUACCUGUCCACCUCGAGCUCAGCAGGACCCUAUUUUAAGCAGUCCACAGAGCAGUUCAAUGGGCAGAACACCAACUUCAAUGGAGGGAACUUCAACAGCUACAGCCAGUCCAACAUAAACGGGCCUACCCGAUCAAUGCCUGGCUAUCCCAGCUCACCACUGCCUGGGAAUCCUACCCCGCCAAUGACUCCUGGUAGCAGCAUACCACCCUAUAUGUCUCCUAGUCAAGAAGUCAAAUCUCCAUUCCUGCCUGACAUUAAGCCCAACAUGAGCUCUCUGCACCCUUCUCCCUCUGGAAACCCAUGCGACGAGCUGCGGCUGACGUUCCCGGUCCGAGAUGGGGUGGUCCUGGAGCCCUUCCGCCUGCAGCACAACCUGGCCGUCAGCAACCACGUCUUCCAGCUCCGAGACUCGGUCUACAAAACGCUGAUGCUGAGACCUGACCUAGAGCUACAGUUUAAAUGCUAUCAUCAUGAGGACCGGCAGAUGAAUACCAACUGGCCAGCGUCGGUGCAGGUGAGCGUCAAUGCCACGCCCCUGACCAUCGAGCGGGGAGACAACAAGACGUCCCACAAGCCCCUGUACCUGAAGCACGUGUGCCAGCCUGGCAGGAACACCAUCCAGAUCACCGUCACUGCCUGCUGCUGUUCGCACCUCUUUGUGCUGCAGUUGGUGCAUCGGCCUUCAGUUCGAUCGGUCCUGCAGGGCCUCAUCAAGAAGCGCCUGCUCCCUGCGGAGCACUGCAUCACCAAGAUAAAGCGGAAUUUUAGCAGUGGCACCAUCCCUGGCACCCCUGGGCCCAACGGAGAGGAUGGCGUGGAGCAGACUGCUAUCAAAGUGUCCUUGAAGUGUCCCAUCACCUUCCGAAGGAUCCAGCUCCCUGCCCGAGGACACGAUUGCCGCCACAUACAAUGCUUUGACCUUGAGUCCUACCUGCAGCUAAAUUGUGAGAGGGGAACUUGGAGAUGUCCUGUCUGCAAUAAGACUGCGUUGCUGGAAGGCCUGGAGGUGGAUCAGUAUAUGUUGGGGAUCCUUAUUUACAUCCAAAACUCAGAUUAUGAAGAAAUCACCAUUGACCCCACCUGUAGCUGGAAACCAGUGCCCAUCAAGCCCGACCUCCACAUUAAGGAAGAAUCAGAUGGGCCUGUUCUGAAGCGCUGUCGCACCAUGAGUCCUACCCACAUGGUGAUGCCCAAUGUCAUGGAAAUGAUUGCUGCUUUGGGCCCUGGAUCUUCUCCCUUUGCCCCACUGCAACCUCCCUCAGCCCCUGCCACCAGCGAUUAUCCCACUCAGAGUUCUAACUUUUCAGGCCCUGGAAAUUUCCCUGAUUCUUUUCCCCCCACCACCCCCAGCACCCCAACUCUUACUGAAUUCACCCCAGGGCCACCACCAAUCUCGUACCAAGCAGACAUUCCUAGCAGCCUCUUGACUCCAGAAAAGCCUCCAGCUCCUUCCCUUCCUGGACAGAUGGCACCAUCAGGCCACAUGGACCCAUCUCACAAUCCUGGCCAGCAGGGGCUGCACAAUCCCAAUCUCAGUGCCCCACCAGGGUCACAGCUCCAUCAUCGGAACCCUCCCCCCCCGGCCAGGCAGUCCUUGGGGCCAUCGGGUGGGGCAGGUCCUAGUGGCGAGCUGGCCUUUAAUUCUGCUACGGGCAUGAUGGGGCAGCCAGGGAUGCCCGGAACCGGAGAAGGGCCAGAGCCAGCUCUCGAUGUGAGUGUAGUUUACCUCUUGCUAACCAUAUCCGUGAAACUCAAGGUUAUUGAGAAAAGAGUUGUAGAUAGGAGAAGAAAGAUGAGGAAAAGGAAAUCCCAACAGCUCCUCCCAGAACUGACCAAUCCCGAUGAGCUGCUGUCAUACCUGGGCCCACCUGACCUCCCCACCAACAGUAACGAUGACCUGCUGUCCCUCUUCGAGAACAACUGACCCCUGAUUUUCAUUUGGAUCCCCCGGCUCAGGCUGGGAUCUACUCGUUGGUCUCAGAACUGCCAUGCCCACUUCUACCACCCACUCGUCAUUGCCCCUCGGUCCUUACAUACUCACCACUGUUCUCCCUCAUCCAGAAGCAGGGAAGCUAAGGAGUUUCAGCUGCCUGUACAUCAUCUUCAUCCAACCAAAGUCACUUCUGUUGUUGGUCAGACCUAGUAGCCACACACCGUGGCUGACCACUUCAGUCCGUCCUUCUUCCUAGCUGUUCUGACAGUUAUUUCUGUUGAGGCCCCUCUUCCCUCAGCUCUCUGCCAGCACCAGGACUGAGGCUUCCUUUUCUUGGGCCUGAUGUGUUCUUUACAUCUUCCUACUGCACAGGCCAUCCACAGUGUUCUAGCAGGAGCCUUCCCCAACCCUCCCUUGACUGAUACCAGCCCUCCAUCUGACUCUGGCUUUGAGCCUUCUGUUUUAUCUUCCCUCGUGAAUGUGGCAGAGUUGGGGGAGAAGCCGAGCAUGAUCUGUGGUGUUCUGGGCCUGUGGACUCUGGGAGGGCCCUGGGUUUUUUCUUCCUGGCUCGAUGAUGAAGUCCUACUGAUUCAUCUUUAGUAGUCAUUAUGUAUGUGGACCUAAAGGCUACAGCAAGCCCAUGCUACUGCCCUUAAUUGGGUACUGAGGAGCUGUCUCGUAGACUGGAUCUCUCCCCACCAGCCUCGUUCUAUCUAUGGCACCCAUGUUCCUUCUUCCCCACCACAAGCCCAAGUACAAGAGGCUGUAUAGGGUGGGGUUUGGGGGGAGGGAGGUGAUUAAUUACAAAGCACAAAAUGUACAUAGUGUAGAAACACUAAAAGCAGGGAAAAAGAAAAAGCUAUUUAAAGGAAAGCGAAUCCCUCUGUUGUACAGCCCCCCCAUUCCCCUAUUCUUUCCCCUGUUCCCAUAAAUGUGCAUAUUCCCUGACUUUGUAUGAGUGACCAUUCCAUUGGGGAGUAGGGGUCCCAAGCUUCACCCCUGGCAGGGAAUAUAUUUAGGGGGAGGGGGGAUUGUUAUUCACCAGGAUGUAGAAAUUCUUUGGCUGUGCCCCUCAUCCCCCAGAUCCCCCUUUCUGCAAAGUAAACAAGUAACAGCCAUGUUUUUAAAAAACCACCUUCCCUUUACUUAUACCACUAGGGAGAUAAUCCAAGUGGUAAACUGUCCCUUUUUGGAAAACCAUUGCAUCCAUCUGGCUUAUGGGGCCAGAGCCAUGUGUGUGAGCAGUACUGCCCAGGGGGCCGUUUUGUGUAUCCUGUUUCAGUAUCUAUAUUAAAGGAUUCCCUUUUGGUGGGC
This is a messenger RNA of Sarcophilus harrisii (Tasmanian devil), 4882 nucleotides long. It is a transcript of the gene ZMIZ2, whose product is annotated as zinc finger MIZ-type containing 2. Gene Ontology annotation, biological process: regulation of transcription by RNA polymerase II; protein sumoylation. The coding region runs from base 668 to 3559 and encodes 963 amino acids. The transcript has 24 exons. Gene Ontology annotation, molecular function: zinc ion binding; SUMO ligase activity. Lineage: Eukaryota; Metazoa; Chordata; Mammalia; Dasyuromorphia; Dasyuridae. The record is from RefSeq and is a predicted model, not a curated record.